CUAAAGGAAGCCGAAAACUUCUACCAGAUCUGGAAGCUCUCUCUCUCCCGCUUUAACGCCUUCUUCUUCUUCUUCUUCUGCUCUGGUUGAUCACGAAAGCUUUCUCAGCUUGAUGGCCGGAACCUUGACGAGCAACCUUGCGAUAUAUCAUGGAGAUGGAGAUACAACCUUUGUUGAACCUUGAUUUGGACCCGGGUCCCGUUGAUCAGUCUGUACUGGUGUGGCAACAUGAGCAUAGAUCGGCUGCCAUUUGGGAGGAUGAGGUUCCUCCCCGUGAAUUGACAUGUCGGCACAAGUUACUGGGUAUGCGAGACUGGCCGCUGGACCCUCUUGUGUGUCGUCAACUAAUCGAAUUCGGACUGUAUGGAGUAUACAAGGUUGCCUUUAUACAACUCGAUUAUGCAUUAAUUACAGCCUUGGUAGAGAGGUGGAGGCCUGAAACUCACACUUUUCAUCUUCCUGUCGGAGAGAUUACCAUCACUUUGCAAGACGUGAAUAUAUUAUUGGGUCUCCGGGUGGAUGGACCUGCGGUAACUGGCAGUACAAAAUACAACUGGGCUGAUCUAUGUGAGGAUCUACUAGGUUGCAGACCAGGUCCCAAGGAUCUCCGUGGAUCUCAUGUCUCCCUAGGAUGGUUGCGUGAUAAUUUUACACAUCUACCUCCAAAUCCAGAUGAAGACACAUUGAAGCGUCACACUAGGGCGUUUGUGUUAGCUUUGAUGAGUGGUUUCCUCUAUGGAGAUAAGUCCAAACAUGAUGUGGCUUUGACGUUUCUUCCUCUGCUAAGGGAUUUUGAUGAAGUGGCUCGACUUAGUUGGGGUAGUGCAACUCUCGCACUUCUCUACAGAGAGUUGUGUCGGGCAAGUAAGAGGACUGUUUCUACCAUUUGUGGCCCUCUUGUUUUGCUUCAGUUAUGGGCAUGGGAGCGACUACAUGUUGGCCGACCAGGAAGACUCAGGGAUGUAGGUGCUUCAUUUAUGGAUGGGAUAGAUGGUCCCUUACCAGAUCCAUUAGGUUGUAGGUGGAGAGCUUCUUUGAGUCAUAAAGAGAAUCCUCGUGGAGGACUAGAUUUUUACAGGGAUCAAUUUGACCAGCAGAAAGACGAUCAGGUUAUAUGGAAGCCUUACACUCCAGAUCUACUGGCAAAGCUCCCUCUUUUAUGUCUAAGCGGUCAGAACAUAUGGCGAACAGUUGCACCCUUAAUUUGUUUUGAUGUUGUUGAGUGGCAUCGUCCUGAUCGAGUACUUAGACAGUUUGGUCUUUGCCAAACGAUUCCAGCACCGUGUGAUAAUGAAAAGACACUUCAUGCUAUUGACAAAAGAGGAAAAUCAGAGUAUGACUGGUCAGCACGCCAUGUUCGGCAUAUUGAAUUAUGGGAGGCACGUGAGGCAUCCGUUGUUUUAGGUGAACCAGAGUAUGGUCCAAUGGACUAUAAUGAUCCUUAUAUGGAAUGGUACCGUCGAAUCACUAGAAGAAUCAUCAGUCCUAUGAAAGAGAGACGUCCUGGACAGUUUCAACCCACUGGCUUUGCUUUCCAAAUGCUGGUUCAGAGGAUUGCUGCCAUCUAUGCUCGAUCUAAGGCCUCGCUUGAGGAGGCACUCACCAUAGACACUGCUAGGCGAACAUUGCAAGAGAUCCUCGAUUUGAGUGCAGGGGCUCUACAACUUAAUGCGCCUUUAGGCUCGUUAUUGAAUGGUUCUGCUUCUCAAGCUCCAACACCAGAACUGUAUCCAAUGUUACCUCCACCUAUGUCUACAGAAUCUACGAGAAAACCGUUUUCAGCAGAAACAUCUGAUGUAGCUUUCAGUGGCAUAGGAAGCACUGAUGAUGUCUCAGCAGUACCAUCAUCUUCCCAGAAACCUGUUUUUUGGCCUUCUGGAGGGAGGUUAACUUUCAGUUGGAUUUGUGAUGUAAUGUUGGCUUUUGAUUGGUCUUCAAGAAAUCUCCCAUUUUCUGAGUUUUCUAGUGUUGUGCCAAUUAAUGUUUUUGAUGAGUUGGUUCUCUCCGCGACCAAAAUCCUGAAAAAGGAGCCAAACUGCGUUAGUAUAAACAGUGACAAGGCAAAGGUUGUUGUGGUUGGAGAUCUACAUGGGCAGCUACAUGAUUUGCUUUUCCUUUUGAAGGACUCAGGGUUCCCUAAUAAUGAUCAGUUCUACGUAUUUAAUGGGAACUAUGUAGACAAAGGAGCGUGGGGAUUGGAAACUUUCUUGCUUCUUCUUUGUUGGAAGGUAUUUCUACCUGAAAGGGUGUAUCUUCUGCGUGGCAAUCAUGAGAGUGAAAGUUGUACCUCUGUAUAUGGAUUUAGAAAUGAAGUAUUAAGCAAGUAUGGAGAGAAAGGAUCACAUGUCUACAAAAAAUGCUUGGAUUGCUUCCAGUUUCUCCCUCUGGCUUCUCUGAUUGCUGGGAAGGUAUUUACAACUCAUGGAGGUCUUUUCCGUAACACAUCAAGCUUUCUCUCACAGAAGCAAGAACGGAGCAGGAAACGGAAAAGAAAUCAGAAAAAGCAAAUGGAUAACGAUGUUUCCGAGACUGAAGAUGAAAUUGACUCCUUGUCCCUUGGGUCAUUGGAGGAAUUAUCCAAAGCAAAACGGCGAGUUAUCGAUCCUCCUACCGAAGGUUCGAAUUUGAUUCCUGGCGAUAUCCUGUGGUCAAAUCCAUCACCUGAUGCUGGUCUUUUUGUUAACAAAGAGAAAGGCAUAGGCUUGUUGUGGGGUCCCGACUGCACCGCAAAGUUCCUACAAGACAAUGAUCUAAAGUUAAUCAUCAGAGGGAACGAAGGCCCAGAUGCAAGGAGAAAUAGAGAUGGUCUUGCACAAAUGGAUGAAGGAUAUGCAAGAGAUCAUGAAGGGCUUAUAACAUUGUUCAGUGCUCCUGAUUAUCCUCAAUUUCAGGAUACAGAGGAGAGGUACAACAACAAAGGAGCCUACAUAAUUUUGCAAAUCCCUGAAUAUGAGGAGCCGGAGAUUCAUGUUUUCGAAGCAGUGUCUCCUAGACCAAAGGCGGAGGCGUACUAUGGUUUUAGUUGCUUAACUGAUACACCUCAAAAUUUAGGACACAAAGGCAGCUGUCCUUUUGAUUCACUAUCAACUGUUCCUGAAGGCAAGGACAUUUCAGAUUCUUCCGAAAUGGUUGAAAAUGAAACUACAGAUUCUGGAACUGUGGCAUCAGUUGACAAAGAUGUGAUUGAUUCUCCAGAUAGGCAAGAAACCGGUUCAAAAGAAGCUAUCCUAUCCGAGACAGGGGCUGUUAGUAGAGUUUUGUCUGAUUCAGUUGAGCAACCGGAAUCUCACAGCGAAAUAGAAAAUAUUUCUGAUAAAGGUGUUGAUCCAGAACCACCUGCAGCUAAUGAUGUCCUUGUGGUUGAUUCUGGUGAUGCACUAGAAGCUAGAACCGAUAAAGCUACAGAUGAUGUUGCUAAACCAAUUGAAGUUGAUGGUACUGCUGAAGAGUCUGAAACCAGAGUCAGAGAAGCUAAAGACAAUGAAGCUACUGUUCCUUCGAAUCUUCUCGAACAUAACGCAGAAAAUGGGACAACGAGCGAAUCUGUGGAACCCGGUUCAGAACCUGGAGACAGAGGUAUAGCAGUUGACUGUACCACAGACAAAGACAGAUAGAGUUAGAGAUGGUUCUGAGAAGUUGGAAUCUUCAAACCAGCAAAGCCAAUGACUUAGAGCAAGGGCAAAGAUUAUUAUUGAUUGUUUGAUCUUGAAACUAGCCAUAUCGCCGAGCCUGAGCUUGAGCCUGGGACAUUUACUGGAGAAGACAAUGCAGAAUCUUGUGGGUUAUCCAUAUGUACGGCCAACCAAAAGGGAUGACUCUGGUCCAAACGUGUUUCAUGAGAACAAGUGAAUAAACCAAUGAACCAAGAGAAGCCUGAUGAGAAGCAACCAGGUAACUUUGGACAUGAUUCUGUUGAACCAAAGGCCUCUUAGUUAGGUAUAUCAGUAGAGAGAGAGAGAGAUUGUAAAAUAUCAUUCCUUCCUUUUUCUUCUUCUUCUUUUGUUUUUUUUGGGGGGUGGGGGCACAAUUUGCAACCAAAGGUAUUGCAGAUCUGGUUAGGUUAGUGUUUUUCACUUCUUUAUCAUGUGUAGAUGGUGUUUUUCCCCUUCUCUUCUUUGAACCACUCACUACUGCCACCA
This is a messenger RNA of Tarenaya hassleriana, 4139 nucleotides long. RefSeq names its product serine/threonine-protein phosphatase 7 long form homolog. The record is from RefSeq and is a predicted model, not a curated record. Gene Ontology annotation, cellular component: cytosol; nucleus. The transcript has 12 exons. Gene Ontology annotation, molecular function: protein serine/threonine phosphatase activity. The coding region runs from base 150 to 3614 and encodes 1154 amino acids. NCBI's taxonomy places the organism in Eukaryota, Viridiplantae, Streptophyta, Magnoliopsida, Brassicales, Cleomaceae.